Monoraphidium neglectum is the source of this 672-nucleotide messenger RNA. RefSeq lists its product as hypothetical. The record is from RefSeq and is a predicted model, not a curated record. Gene Ontology annotation, cellular component: Golgi apparatus; COPII-coated ER to Golgi transport vesicle; endoplasmic reticulum-Golgi intermediate compartment. The transcript has a single exon. NCBI's taxonomy places the organism in Eukaryota, Viridiplantae, Chlorophyta, Chlorophyceae, Sphaeropleales, Selenastraceae. Gene Ontology annotation, biological process: endoplasmic reticulum to Golgi vesicle-mediated transport; Golgi organization; intracellular protein transport. Bases 1 to 672 code for a protein of 223 amino acids.
AUGCGGGAUGCAGUGCAGACAACAGCACCACCACGGCGAGUGGCGCGCUCUGCGCAGCACACUCGUCCCCCGCUCUUGGCGCUCAUUGCCGCACUGCUGCUGCUCGCCGCCGGCGCGGACGCCGUCAAGCUCAAGUUCAUCCACGAGGAGUGCCUGUCCUACACGUUCAACCAGUACGAGUACUUUUACGGGUCCUUCGUAGCGCUGCCAGAUCAGUUUGGGACGCCCGCAAAGUACGACCUCGUGGUCACCGCGCCCAGCGGCCAGAAGCUGUACGAGGUCAGCGGCGAGUCCGAGGCUACCUUCCACCUCGUCCCCGUCGAGGCCGGCGGCCACAGCUUCUGCCUGCGCUUCAACGCCGACAAGAGCCCGUCGCGCGCCGCCGUGACGCGCGACGUGCUGUGGAACAUCAACAUAGGGUAUAGCGAGGGCCAUGAUAAAGUGGAGGAGACAGACACGCAGUAUCUGUGGCACCACGUCUACCAGAUCGACAGCCAGAUCCAGGAGCUCAAAUCGACCCUCCACUACCUCUACUGGCGGGAGCGGCGGCACCGCCAGACGGUGGAGAGCACGCACCGGCGGACGCUGUUCUAUGCGGCCCUGCGCUGCUCCGUCAUCGUGGCGGCGUCAGUAGGGCAGGUGAGGGGACGGGGCGCACGCUGGCGCGGCUGA